Rhinocladiella mackenziei CBS 650.93 is the source of this 2247-nucleotide messenger RNA. RefSeq lists its product as uncharacterized. Gene Ontology annotation, molecular function: DNA-binding transcription factor activity, RNA polymerase II-specific; zinc ion binding; DNA binding. The coding region runs from base 1 to 2247 and encodes 748 amino acids. Gene Ontology annotation, cellular component: nucleus. The record is from RefSeq and is a predicted model, not a curated record. The transcript has 10 exons. NCBI's taxonomy places the organism in Eukaryota, Fungi, Ascomycota, Eurotiomycetes, Chaetothyriales, Herpotrichiellaceae. Gene Ontology annotation, biological process: DNA-templated transcription; regulation of DNA-templated transcription.
AUGUAUACAACAAGCGACCACGUGGGGAACGAAAGACAUACCAUCACGGUUUCGGCAUCUCCCCACCGACCCGACAAGCUGCGAAGAACGCGCUCGGGAUGUAUGAUUUGUCGACGAAGAAAAGUAAAGUGCGAUGAACGAACCGGUGGCUGCGCCAAUUGUGAGCGUCUGCGGCUGGACUGCCCGGGGUAUCAAGAGAAGGAGGGUUUUGCAGUCGUGCGAAGAAUGUCGUCGCUCGAAGACACGAUGCUCGGGGUCACGGCCAAUCAGGCGCCAGCGGAGAUUGGUUCGACAGAUGAGUCAAGGGUCCCAGUGCCCAAUCCGGUGGCAAUUACACCAGCCGUUCUUGAAUCCUUAUCAUGGCUUCAAUCGGAUCGCUUGCCCGAGCUGAAGUAUGUCCGGGAUUUGGUUGAGAACUACUUUGCGGUAUUCCAUCCUCUUCGUUGCUUCGGCUUCUUGCACAAGCCGUCAUUCUUACAGAGCUUGGACGAUGGCUCAGCGACAGAAAGAGAUGAUGCCUUGCUUCACAUUGUGUGCUCGCUGGGCGCCAAGUAUGUUGGUUCUGCCAGAGAACGGCUCCUGCCGACCAAAUGGAUUCUGACGACAGGCAACAAGUGGGCGGAGCGCGCCCUGGCGAAGAUCUUGCAUAGUCUCAGCCAAAUCUCAGUGGAGAAUCUCAUGGCUGCUGUACUUCUCCAAGACCACCAGAUUCGACUUGGCAAAUACUCUACCGCUUUCAUGCUUACCGGCUUCACCGCACGCAUGGCGCAAGCACUUCAAAUAAACCUUGAGUUCUCGAGUGACAUAUUAAGCCAUGACGGCACAGAUGCUAUAGAUGCUACUACCAAAGAAUCUCGACGUCGUUUGAUGUGGGCUUGCUACAUCACGGAUGCAUCCGUUGGAAGCGGCGUUGAUCAACUGACCUUACUGCAUGAGGAAGAUAUCAAGAUCCAGCUUCCUUGUGAUGAAAGGUUGUUCAUGCUUCAAACCGCCUGUGUCACCGAGCUGCUGGAGCCAGGAGAGGUCCUGAGCUUCAUUCCUGAACGUUUGCUUCCACCAAAACCCACAGACAAUAUGGGACUCACAGCAUUCUACAUUCGCCUAGUCGCCAUCAGGAAGAAAAUCUUGAGGCAAUUUCUCAGUGAAUACAGGUACGUGAAGCAGCUCCACUCCGCAAUGCCGCCCUGGUUGCCAGAAUCCGAGUUCACGGCUCUCAAAAACGAAUGCACCGAUUGGCAUUCUUCCCUUCCACAGAAUCUUCAGCUCAAUCCAAGUACCCUCUAUAUCCGGGCAGAGACUGGCGAACUGGGUGCACUCUGCUUCUUGCAUGCUACAUACAGUGCGACUCUAAUCGAUCUGUACCGCAUUUUUGUGCCGCGGCUGUACAAGCUACGGUCAACCUUCGAUUUCCCCUAUCAGCAGCAAGAUUAUCUUGCUCAGCGCAAAAUGGAGUUAUAUGAUCAUGCAAAAAGCAUUGCGAACAUAAUCGUUGAGGCAAUUCACCGACAAGGACCUAGUGCUCUCGCCGACUUCUGGUGGCCAAGCAUCACCUAUGAAUCGUGCCGUCACAUGGUUUACUAUGUAACUCAGGUACAGCCAAGUCGAAGAGACCUUAUGUCCGAGACAACAACAUUUCUGAAGAGCAAUAUAAAUGCACUCAAAGCUAUGCAAUCGCUCUGUGCCAUGGCUGACCCUCUGUCCAUUGCGGCGGAAAAGAUGCUUUCGAAACUCAACAUAGCGGGUGACACUCACAAUCUCGGGCCUGAAGACCCCAUGGAGUCAGAUGAGGCCGUUGCUUACAGUUCCACCGCUCCGGGGACGCCAGCACAAAGCGCUCCUGACUAUGUCCUACAUCCACUCUCAAUCUACAGAAUGGCUCGCAAAUCAAUCCCUGAAAAACAUGCUCCAGAGAAGACCGUAUCGCCCACGGCCACCACGCAUACGCCGAACUCGUCUAUAUCAUUGCAAGCUAGGCACCAUGUGUCACCAAACGGAACACACCGAGCGGUCGAUGGACAGAACGUUACAUCGCAUCAUCCGUUACCAGACAUCCGUGAAAACCCCUUACGUCACGAGACAUGGAUCGACGAGGAACUUCAGCUUCUCUACCCAUCCGAAAUGACAAGCUUCUGGGAGCCUGCUGCCACCUUUGCAGAUGGCUCCUACAAUGCAGAGCUUCCCACAUGGAUCACAGACUUUCACCAAGAUCAGUCGUGGCUCGACUAUUGGCCGGGAACUCGAGAUUGA